CAUUUUAGUGAAUAAUUUCAGACUUGUGACAAGUCCUCUUUGGUUUCCAAAAUUGGAGUCUAUAUAAGCUUGAACUGACGCUCUCUAUCUACCCACCUUUCAAGCACAGAAUAUUACCGAUGGCGGCCACAUUGUCCUCAUUUUCCGAUGAUCUCCACUCACCGAUCAUGUCACCGCCGUCCAAAAAGGCGGGAACGGAAAAGAUCUGCAUCGAUGAGAUGCUUGAGAAAUACUGUGGUGAGUUUGGAAAAUGGCAGCUGAAACACUUCAUUCUCACAUGUCUUGCUUGGGCGUUGGAAGCUUUUCAUACUAUGGUUAUGAUUUUUGCUGAUAGGGAACCUGAUUGGAAGUGUGUUGAAGGUAUGGAGUGUUCCGCCGAUGGAAGUGUCUGCGAUAUGGCGUCGUCGUCGUGGGAGUGGAUCGGAGGGAAAGAUGCUUCUACGGUGACUGAGUGGAGUUUGAUAUGUGGUGACAAGUUUAAAGUUGGACUUGUUCAAGCUGUUUUCUUUACUGGUUGUAUGAUUGGAGCUGGAGUGUUUGGUCACCUUUCAGACUCUUCUCUAGGAAGAAAAGGUUCCCUCAAAGUGGUUUGUUCCCUAAAUGCCAUUUUUGGCUGUUUAACAGCAUUCUCCCCUAACUAUUGGACCUAUGUCUUCCUCCGCCUCCUCACCGGUUUUAGCAAUGGUGGUGUUGGCCUUUGCGCCUUCGUCCUCGCUACUGAACCUAUUGGCCAUUCAAAACGUGGCAUGGCAGGAAUGUCCACUUUCUACUUCUUCUCCGGAGGCAUUGCAAUUCUCUCUGGUAUUGCCUACAUCUUCCAAACAUGGCGUGCACUCUAUAUCGCCGCCUCCAUCCCCUCCCUCCUCUACUAUUGCUUAUUUCAAUGGGAAACACCUUCCAGACGGAGUUGUCCUCUCACUCGAUGAAGAAGUAUCAAAUUCAAACAAAUCAACAAGUGAUCUUGAAUACAACCUAAUUAACUACGUGGAAAAUAAGGAUGCACAAGUUGGAUCCAUUGUAGAUGUGAUUCGUUACUCAGUUACACGUAUUAGGUUAUUUCUAGCGAUAACUAUUAACUUCUUGACCUCAGUUGUGUACUUUGGGAUUAGCUUAAAUGUUACAAAUCUCGAAACCAACCUCUACAUGAGUGUGCUCCUCAAUGCGGUAGCAGAAAUGCCGGCGUUUGCGAUAACGGCGGUGUUGUUGGAUAGGUUUGGGAGGAAGCCAUUGACAAUAGGGACAAUGUGGUUUAGUGGAUUCUUUUGUUUGAUGGGGAGUUUGAUGAGUAAUGUAGGGGUGUGGAAAGUAAUUAAAAUGGUUUGUGGAGUUUUGGGGAUAUUUGGAAUGGCUGGGACUUAUAAUUUGUUGUAUAUUUACACGACGGAGUUAUUUCCUACGGUGGUGAGGAAUGCGGCGCUAGGGAGUACGAUGCAGGCGGCAAGAAUGGGGGCGAUAUCUGUGCCUUUUGUGGUCGUUUUAGGUGGUUGGUUGCCGUUCGGGGUAUUUGCGGCGUGCGGAUUAAUAGGUGGGAUGUUUGCGUUUUAUCUGCCGGAGACACUAAAUAUGCCUCUUUAUGAUACAUUUAAGGGAUUGAUGGCUGGACUUGCAUGAUGCUGCUGCUAUUUGCUAGCUGAAUAUUAAAUUGCAAAUUAUUGGAUUGAAUACAUACAUGCA
This is a messenger RNA of Medicago truncatula (barrel medic), 1674 nucleotides long. RefSeq names its product organic cation/carnitine transporter 4. The coding region runs from base 120 to 926 and encodes 268 amino acids. Gene Ontology annotation, molecular function: transmembrane transporter activity. Gene Ontology annotation, cellular component: membrane. Gene Ontology annotation, biological process: transmembrane transport. The record is from RefSeq and is a predicted model, not a curated record. NCBI's taxonomy places the organism in Eukaryota, Viridiplantae, Streptophyta, Magnoliopsida, Fabales, Fabaceae. The transcript has 3 exons.